Tarenaya hassleriana is the source of this 3711-nucleotide messenger RNA. RefSeq lists its product as uncharacterized. The record is from RefSeq and is a predicted model, not a curated record. The transcript is spliced from 4 exons. NCBI's taxonomy places the organism in Eukaryota, Viridiplantae, Streptophyta, Magnoliopsida, Brassicales, Cleomaceae. Bases 211 to 3588 code for a protein of 1125 amino acids.
UGUUUUCCCUUGAGCAGCUAUCUUCUAUAUGCUUGCAUACCAUGCACGUCCAAUGCGGGCCCACUUGUCAAAAUCCAACGGCUCCUGUUCUUCCGAACACGUCAGAGUCUCCGCCAGAUCGAACCACGACUCGAGCGAUACACAGAUCUUUUCCUCGUCAGUAAACGGACAGAGACGCUUUUUCUCUCUCGAAGAAAUUUCCCGGCGACGAUGAUGCCACCGGAGCUUCAGCCGCGGCUGUUCCGGCCGCAUAUCUCCCCCUCCUCCUCCGGAGAACCCACGUUGUCUUCCCCCGGCGCUGCCUCCUCUUACUCCCCUGGCUCUCGCCGGAGCUUCCGCGACGGCGGCGUAGCUGCUGCUCCGUCGAGAUCCAUGGCAAACUCUCGAUUCUCGCCAUCUUCUUUCGCCUACAACGGCCGCAUCGCCGUCGCUCUGGCGCCUUGCGUUGCCUUCCUCCUCGACCUCGGCGGCGCUCCGGUGGUCGCGACCCUCACCAUCGGGCUCAUGAUCUCGUACAUCGUCGAUUCUCUCAACGUCAAGUUUGGGGCCUUCUUAGGGAUAUGGAUGUCGCUUAUCGCGGCUCAGAUCUCUUUCUUCUUCACCUCUUCUCUUGUCUCCUCCUUCAAUUCCGCCCCUCUCGGCCUCCUCGCGGCGUUUCUAUGCGCUGAGACCACCUUUCUCAUCGGAUGUUGGGCUUCGCUUCAGUUCAAAUGGCUUCAGUUGGAGAAUCCCUCCAUUGUUCUCGCUCUCGAGCGCCUCUUGUUCGCCUGCGUCCCUAUCACUGCCUCAGCUCUCUUCGCCUGGGCUACUAUCUCCGCCGUUGGGAUGAACAACGCUUCUUACUAUUUCCUGGUCUUCAAUUGCGUCUUCUACUGGGUAUUCUCUAUUCCUAGGGUUUCUUCUUUCAAGACCAAGCAGGAGGCGAAGUUCCAUGGAGGAGAGAUCCCUGAUGAUAACUUGAUCCUUGGGCCACUCGAGAGCUGUUUCCAUACGUUGAAUUUGCUGUUUAUGCCUCUUCUCUUUCACGUGGCUUCACAUUACUCUGUGAUAUUCUCCUCAGCUGCUUCAGUGUCAGAUAUGUUGCUCCUGUUCUUUAUCCCUUUCCUGUUCCAGCUCUACGCCUCCACAAGAGGUGGGCUAUGGUGGGUUACCAAGAAUUCUCAUCAACUGCAGAGCAUUCGGGUCGUUAAUGGUGCCAUUGCCAUGGUCAUUGUCGUGAUCUGUUUGGAGAUUAGAGUUGUUUUCCACUCGUUUGGGAAGUAUAUUCAAGUGCCGCCUCCGUUGAAUUAUCUUCUGGUGACCACUACAUUGCUCGGAGGUUCUGCUGGGGCUGGUGCUUUUGCUCUUGGUAUGAUCUCAGAUGCUCUUAGCUCUGCCUUUUUCACAGCUUUGGCUGUGGUUGUGAGCGCUGCAGGAGCUAUUGUUGUAGGAUUUCCAGUUCUGUUCAUUCCUCUUCCAGCGGUUUCUGGGCUUUAUUUUGCCCGUUUCUUUACGAAGAAGAGUUUGCCCUCUUACUUUGCAUUUGUUGCUCUUGCAAGUUUAAUGGUUAUAUGGUUCGUUAUGCAUAACUAUUGGGACUUAAACAUUUGGAUGGCUGGCAUGUUCCUUAAAUCGUUCUGUAAGCUUAUAGUGGCCAACAUUAUCCUAGCCAUGGUCAUCCCUGGUCUUGUCCUUCUCCCGUCGAAACUUCACUUCCUGACCGAAGCUGGUUUGAUCAGUCACGCAUUAUUGCUGUGUUACAUCGAGGACCGGUUUUUCAACUACUCGAGCAUAUAUUAUUAUGGAAUGGAAGAUGACGUGAUGUAUCCUAGCUACAUGGUCAUCUUGACAACUCUGGUGGGCUUGGCUGUAGUGAGAAGACUGAAUGCUGAUCGUCGAAUUGGACAGAAGUCUGUCUGGAUCUUGACUUGUCUGUAUUCGGCUAAGUUAGCUAUGUUGUUUUUGUCGUCAAAAUCAAUAGUUUGGGUAUCUGCAGUUCUCCUGUUGGCUGUUUCCCCUCCAUUGCUUCUCUACAAGGAUAAGUCAAGAACUGGCUCUAAGAUGAAACCUUGGCAAGCUUAUGCUCAUGCCGGGGUUGUUGCUAUAUCUGUUUGGUUUUGCCGGGAAACAAUCUUUGAAGCGUUGCAAUGGUGGAACGGGAGAUCUCCAUCUGAUGGCUUACUUCUCGGUUUCUGCAUCAUUUUGAUCGGUUUGGGCUGUGUACCAAUUGUUGCUCUCCACUUUUCACAUGUCCUGGCUGCUAAGAGAUGCUUAGUAUUGGUGGUUGCAAUGGGAUGCCUGUUUAUUGUUAUGCAGCCGCCGAUGCCCGUUACAUGGAGUUACCAUUCCGAGAUGAUAAAGGCGGCUCGUCAGUCGGCUGAUGAUAUCUCCAUCUACGGCUUCAUGGCAUCGAAACCGACAUGGCCCUCGUGGUUGCUUAUCGUGGCGAUCCUAUUGGCUCUUGCCGCUUCCACAUCUCUUAUACCGAUCAAGUACGUCGUAGAGUUGAGAGCGUUUUACUCGGUUGCCAUGGGUUUAGCUCUCGGUGUCUACAUAUCCGCAGAAUUCUUCCUGCAGGCUGCUAUUCUGCACGCCUUGAUCGUCGUAACGAUGGUUUGUGCUUCGGUUUUCGUCAUCUUUACACAUUUUCCAUCCGCCUCGAGCACGAAGCUUCUCCCUUGGGUGUUUGCGCUUCUCGUCGCUCUCUUCCCGGUUACGUAUCUGUUAGAAGGUCAGGUUAGAAUCGGGAGCGAGGUCGGUAAUAUCGAUGCGUGGGAUGUACAAGAGGACGAUCGGAAAGUCUCGGCUUUAUUAGCCAUCGAAGGUGCGAGGACAUCUCUUCUAGGAUUAUAUGCAGCACUGUUCAUGCUCAUCGCCCUCCUGAUCAAGUUCGAGCUUACUUCCCUCAUGCGUGAGAAAGCCCUCGAGAGGAUCGGUGUAACCAGACAUAACCAGCAGGGCACCCGAGGGAUUUUCCCGACACGGAUGAGGUUCAUGCAACAACGCCGAGCCACCUCCGUCCAUACCUUAUCGAUCGAGAAAAUAGCGGCGGAUGGAGCAUGGAUGCCUGCAAUCGGAAACGUCGCAACCAUCAUGUGCUUCGCCAUAUGCUUAAUCCUCAACAUCCAUCUCUCGGGCGGCUCGAGCCAAGCGAUAUUCUUCCUCGCCCCUAUCUUACUCCUCCUGAACCAAGACUCGGAUCUCUUAGCUGGGUUUGGAGACAAACAGAGGUAUUUCCCGGUUGUACUCGUGAUAUCAGCCUACUUAGCGGUAUCCUCGCUCUACGCCGUCGGAGAAGAGGUCUGGUUUGGGGGAAACUCGGGCUGGGGAGUGGAAAUCGGUGGUCGGGAAUGGUUUUUCGGGGUGAAGAACCUCGCUCUGCUUAUGAUCACGGCCCCGAGCCACAUUCUGUUCAACAGGUUUGUGUGGAGUUACACGACGAAGCACACGGAUGCGUCGCCGAUGCUGACGGUGCCGCUGAGCGUAGCGGCGGUGGUUAUAACGGACGUCUUUCAGGUUCGGCUGCUUGGGAUAUUAGGGAUCGUUUACUCAUUUGCUCAGUAUGUUAUCUCCAGGCAACAGUAUAUUACCGGUUUGAAGUAUAUUUAGACAUUACAAAAGAACAAAAGAAAACAAAAAACAGGAAGAUAAUGUAGGACGAUGUCUUGGGCCAUUUUUUGUAAUGUGGAAGAUGUUUUAUUUUUCUACGCUGCUUUCUUUCUUUCUUUUCUC